ACUUUUAUGAAAAAACAAAGACUCACAUCAAAGAGUAGGAAAUAGUUUGACAUGUUUUCCUUUCACCCCUUCUUAAAUUGAAUGAAAUUGAAUUCAAAUGUCCCGACACUAGAUUCCUUCCCAGAAACUAAUACUGCGCCCUAGUGUGGUGUCUUACCAUCAUUCAGCCAUAACAUUAUGACCACCGAGGGUAAAUGCGACGCUGAUUACCUCAUUCUGCCGCCUGUCACUGGGUGGGAUAUGUUGCAGUGAGGGAACAUGUUGUCCUCAAAGUGUUACAAGCAGAAAAAAAGAAAAAAAAUGGGUGGAAAGGGCAAAAAAUAAGUAAGAGGAGCUAUUGUGACUCAAAAUCACAGAGGCUGGCCUGCGUCCAACACAAAAAAGUGUCUGCAUCAGUUAUGUGAGGAACAUGGAGCAAUUGUGGUGCGUGGCUUAGUUGUGGGACACAUUGCAACAGGACUAUGUGCAGAAGGCCGGCGGUGGAGGCAUUGCGAUCCUUUUCUCAAUGUUCUGCUGGGAGAACAUCGGGUCUUGUCAUUAAUGUGGAUGUCACUUUGACAUACACUCCCUUUCAUGGAAACGAUAUUUCACACCGCCACAAAGCAAAAAUGGAUCAGGAUCGGGUCGGAGAACAUAAAGUUUCAGGUGAACUCGGUCCAGUCAAACCUUUGGACGUCACAGCCUUCACUCAGCGCGUCUCAUAGAAGCAAAGUGGACAGAUGUAAUUAAUGAUGCCUGUGUAGCCUCUUCAGUUUUAGAGCAUGUCGACUCCCCGUCGUGAUUUACAAGGACGCCCGAAUAUAACAAAUCCUUCAACAUUCUUUGAAGUAGUGCUGGGUGGUCGCCACUGGAUGGAGCAAUUUGUCUGCUCUUUUUUCUUCUUUUUUUUUUAAGUUCACCUCCAAAUGUGGUCAACUUCUAAAUAAUAUAUGAUCUCUGCCGAAGUUGGAAGUAUUUCACCAAUGCUCUUUUCUUCCAGAUGUGUGUGUUUGUAUCCGUCUACGAAGAUGUGCUCUGUCCUCCCUAGAGGAGAUUCUUCUACUUUUAUAAACAGAGUUCACUGUUCAGCUUUUGCCUCAAUAAGGCAGUGCUCCUCACAUCUUUGCCCCCAUUAACCCUUUGUUUCUCGCCCUUGUGAGUUCUCAGUGGCAUUCUGUAAAUGAGGAAUAAUCAGCUGUUUGCCGGAGGGAGCGGCCCGCGAGGUUUCAUAAAACACCAUCCAGGAUCCGGCGUCAAGAGGAGGGGAGCCGCUGGUCAAGGUGACAGAGACGGAUGAGGCCAGACCUGACGUCUUCCUCCCUCCUUCCCUCCUCCCUCCUUCAUCCCAUUUUGGGUGGUUCGUGUAAGCAGCCCCCACUCUCUCUCUAAACAUCCUUAUGAAGCGCUGCGGUGUGAGGUGUGAUGUCAGGGUUGAGCUCUCCCAGCUCUCCAGACAAGUUUAAAGGGGGACCGAAGGGAGCGCUGAGUCGCAAACUCCGCCGCAGCACGCAACCGGUUUGAAUCAAACAGGAAUGGAGGCGAAAACUGAAGGUGGACCGUCGUCGUUGACCAGCGAACAACUGGCAGCUAUAGAGGAUGAAGAAGUUCUCAACAAGAUGCUGGACAGUGCAUCUGAUUUUGAAGAGAGGCGGCUGAUCCGCGCUGCUUUAAGGGACCUGCUCAAGAAGAAGAAAGAUAAACGGGAUGAGGCGCGGGGGGCGAGGCAGCAGGACUUAAAGCAGCAGGGCCUGGGCAAAGGAGGAACCGCGAGCGGGGGUGUCAGCGUGGGAAGAGCCUCCAUGAACCAGCAGCCGCCGUCGACAAACAAACCAACGGGCCAGACACCGGCCUCCGCUCCCCUCAACCGGUCAGCAGGAAGUAAGGCCGGCCCCGCUGGAGCUGGAGCUGUAGCUGGAGUGCCCAACGCUAAAAAUGUCAAACAGAUGCUUCUGGAUUGGUGCAGGGCCAAAACAGAGCCAUAUGAGGGGGUGGACAUCCAGAACUUCUCCUCCAGCUGGAAAGACGGCAUAGCCUUCUGCGCCCUGGUGCACCGGUUCUUCCCUGAUGCGUUCGAAUACUCCAUCCUCAACCCCAACGAGCCCAGGGACAACUUCCAGCUGGCUUUCAGCACCGCAGAGAGGCUGGCAGGCUGCCCCGCUCUGCUGGACCCCGAUGACUUAGUCCGGAUGAGAGAGCCCGACUGGAAGUGCGUGUACACGUACAUCCAGGAGUUCUACCGCAGCCUGGUGGAGAAAGGCCUGGUGAAAACCAAGAAGAGGCCGUAGACUCUGAGAGGUCGCACGCUAGCUUCCACCAGUCCGUUUUUCCACAGCCCCGUCAAACCGCAGGCCGAUGUCACAAAUGUACCUUUUCGGACCGAACAUUUACACCUUUUUACGACAGGCUAUUUGAUGCACUUGGUGGACGCAUCGUUUUGAAUGUAAAUGCGCGGUGCCCCGUGUGUAGCAUUUGUAUCGGCCUGCGUGUUAGCGAGUGUCUGUGUGCUCUCAGUGGACAGCUGGUGCUUGGGACCAGUACAUUCCACUGAGAUUACACAUCUGUAUUAAUCCCUGUCAGAGCCGUGGAGAACGUGGGAACCACUUUUAUGACGAUGCUGUCGAGGGCUCUCCGCUAUGAGUAUUAAAGACCCAUUAACAAUAAUAAUAAAUAUCCAUUUCAUCAUACGUGCUGUCGCUCUUUAACUGUAACAGAUUAUCGAAAGUGGGGCUGAAGAUAUCGGAGCGUUUUAUUUGCCUAAAGCCAUAUUCGUCCAUUUGAGCCUUUUGCAGUUGGUUUGGUUCGUGUGAACGUGGGGCACAUCCAGUCAAAACAUGAUGCAAUGACAUUCGCAGCUUUGGCUCGACUCACAAAAACAGCGUCACACGUGUUGAUCAUGGAAUUUAAAAGAUUUAGUGACCAGAAGAGUAAGGUGUCUAUCUGCGAGCCUCUUUCUUUGUAUCUUCUGAGAACCCCAAUUUUAUUUGCUGGACUAUUAACUGUACAAGCUUUUGUAGUUUAUAUACCGAUCAGUACGCAAGAUAGUUAGCGCACGGUGCCAUUGAGUUUGACGAACUUAAGCCAUUUUUAUUACUGUGUGUGUUUUUGUAAGGUUUGAUACUGACACAAAACUGUGUGUUUCCUUUCAAUAAAUUUUAAUUAUGAGGUUGCUAA
This is a messenger RNA of Mugil cephalus (flathead mullet), 3150 nucleotides long. It is a transcript of the gene smtna, whose product is annotated as smoothelin a. Gene Ontology annotation, molecular function: protein binding. The record is from RefSeq and is a predicted model, not a curated record. Lineage: Eukaryota; Metazoa; Chordata; Actinopteri; Mugiliformes; Mugilidae. Bases 1512 to 2264 code for a protein of 250 amino acids. Gene Ontology annotation, cellular component: microtubule organizing center; filamentous actin. The transcript has 8 exons. Gene Ontology annotation, biological process: actin cytoskeleton organization.